UGCUGGAAUAGCUCGUACUUUUUCCUCUUAUUUCCUGUAUAAACCAUCAUCUCGAUAGCAACUUGACCAAAACUGCAGCCAGUUCAGCGGCUCAUGUGGUGAAGGGCCUCAUGAAACUGGGGAGAGAGCCACGUGUGGCCCGGGAGCCGCAGGUUGGCCAGGCCUGAACUAUAUAGAGUCUGGCGUGGUCCUUUGAUGUCACUGCUGGUGCUAAUCCAGUGUCCACGUCAGGACCUCAGAGAAGUGAUCGCCUUGUGACAUGUUCUACACUCCAGUGUUUGAUUGGCGGAUCAUGUUUUUCAGCGCGAUAGACUCAAGAGCUCAAGCUCAGUUCAGCAUGUUAGUGUUGUAGAUGAGUCUAACCCGAACCUGAGUCCAAACGCUCUGGAGUCUGAGACAAGACCGAGUCAGUUCUGGAGUCUGAGAUGAGACACACACACACACAGGACUGAAGGCUGAUCAGGAAACACAAAAGAAAUGCUUGACUUUGACAAGAUGGCUGCUGCUCUGAGCUCUCUCUCUUUAACGUCAAAACAAAAGACCUGUUUGGUGGAAAUGUAAUUGGGUAUUUCACACAUUCCACAUAAAGAAAACAGAGUUGCUGUCUUGACCCGUGUUGCCAACUUGAAACCUUCUUAGCAACUUUUAUUCUGAAAGGCGGCCAGGGUCCAUAUCCUGAAGCCGUGGGCUGCGCGUCACGUAAAAGAAAGAUGGCAGUGUCAAUAGCUAUUUAAAGGCCCUCAAACAACCACUUGUUUCAGUGGCGGAGUCUUGGUGCAUGCGAUAGCUUCCGACCAUCUCGCGCUCAAACCGCCCACGUCAGUAUAGGACGCAACUUCUCCAACAUCAAUAUAUUACGCCAUGUUAGUGAGGAUGGGUUGGAUGUCCUUUCCCGCCCCUACAGUGAAUCCGUCGGACGUCAUUUAGGUCACAAGCCGCCACGCACACGCCGAGUCUCCUGACUAACAUCAGCAUCACGCCAUUCCAUCACACCGACUUUUCCAAGAUUGUUACCCUCGCCUACUUAAAUGUCAGCCCCAAAUAAUCCUCUUACACGAUAUGCAUUUCGCCCCUGGACCCAAAGCUUCAUCUGGAUCUGCUCACACUUUGACAAGUCCACUUGGCUUUAAAGGUUGCGAGCGGGGAAAGCGAAACGCAGCCCCAAAUGAGGCGUGCGGGUGAAGGCACGGCAGGAUUAAUAAGGCGGCUGGUGAACAGCUACUUAAAAACCUCUAACUCGUGUUGCAUCAAUAUUUAACAGCCAGGCUGUCAGCAUCGUUCGCACUGAUUUGUGAGUAGACCGGUCGCUCCAUUCCCGACUCGUCGCCGUCUGACUCCACGUGUCUGAGGGAAGUGCCACGCUAUGUUUUUGGAACCUUGAAAAAAAGGUGGGGCUCAGAAUCUGAACCAGUCCUCAGCGAGAUUUUACAGACGACUGUUAAACCGAUAGAUUUUUUUUUUUUUGCUUACAUUUUUCAUCCCACUUUAAGGACUCAAAUCCUCCCUUUGACUUUGGAAGCCAAUUAGUUUCAGAUCAGCUCUUUAUCCCGGCGUGUUGCAGCGGGAGCCCAGAGCGUGCGAAUGCUAUUAAGUGUGAAAUAUAUUCAUACUUCCAAAACUAAGGGGAAAUGAUCCUUUUAGCGCUUUGUUGAUUUUUAAGUGCGGUGUUGUGGGUGUUAAUAAAACGGCGUUGUGGACGGAUAACGUUUGUUUUCCACGCUGAGCUACACGUCCGUCUCCUUGUAGCUAUUUCCACCACGUUUAGCUAGCACUUCUUUAUUUAUUUUGGGAGAAGUCAGCGGCAUUCGGAAAGUAAAAAUCUCACUUGGCUUCUUUGUUUUCCUUCAAAAAGAAAAGCAACAAGUUGAACCUUUCCUCGUGCCUUGCUAGCAUCAGAGGCUAAUAUCUGGCUCGCGGCGGGAUAUUUUGUUAGCUUCCAUACACUGAAACAGAACCUCCUUCUUUGUCUUAAUGGCUCCUAUGAGAGGUCUUGUUUUGUCAAAGAACAUGUGUACGCUUACUUCCCCAGAGCAGAGACUGCGAGGCAGCUUUUGAAUCGGGGCUGUAAACACAUCUUUGCUACAUGGCCCCCAACAGAGCCUUUUCAACACGAGCUCUUGCUACUAAGCGCCGCAUUAAUCCCUUCACGCCAAGUUAGCUUCACCCUGGCCAUCCAGUGUAAACACUCUCCCGUCAUGUGGCAUGACUUGUGCUUGUUGUGUGUCUGUCGUUUCCAUCACACACGUGCAGCUCACGUGAGAGAAACCUUCAGGGAAAACGCUGUGUUGUACGUGUUUGAAUUAGCAUGCUAAUGAAAGAGCCUGACCCCAGUCAAACAAGCUGCUUCCUAGCUGGGAGCUAGCUUGACAGAACAAAGGGAAAGUGUUAAGUACACAAAUGAUUUUCAUCUGAAUGUUAUGUUGUUCAUAAAGGUCAGUCAGUUGACACGCAGCGUAAACUUGAUUCGCUUAAGCGCUAGCAGAGUUGGGACGCGACUCACUUGUGGAAUGUAGUCAAAUAAAAAUAUAAACAAAGAUUGGACGGCAAAGUUAAAAAGGUGAGCAAGAGCUGCUGGGUGUUUUGUGUGAUAAGCUUAAAAACACACGCCAAAAGAAAAACAAACAAGCGGAACAGAUGCUUUCUGAGUGAGGAAACUACCAGACUGUACAUAUCAGAGUUGACUGUGAAUUAAAUAAGGAGUACGUGAGGUCAGUGUGAUCACUUCACGUAUCUUUGCAAUGCUGGAAAUAUAGCUCAUUACAUUUUGACUGCGUUUUUUUCCCAUAAAUGUCCAUAGAGUUGAAGUCAAAACCCAGAGUUCUGAUGACAGUGUUCACAUGGUUUCUUCCUGUUAAGCCUCUUUCAUGUCCGUCUCAUGUCGUAAAGUCUUGUUUUUGAACCCCUCAAAAGCGUCGCAGGUUUGCAUCCGAUUCUGGGCAGUGAAUGCAUUUGACCCGUCUUGUCUCAGAUGCCAUGGAGGUGACCUCCUCUGGGCCGCAGACCAUCAAAAAGGCUAAAGGGGAGAACGUCAACCUGGGCUGCACCUACACCCCCGGACCCAUGGACACAGGAGAGCUGGACAUCGAGUGGACCAACCUGAGUCCCGACAUGACGCAGAAGGACAAACUGAUCUUAUCGUACACCGGAGGCCAGACGCACCACUUUGGCGAGGCAAGUCUCUCCAAGAGGCUCAACUUCAUAGGGGACCCCAAGCAGGGAGACGCGUCCAUCUUCCUUUUGAACGUGGUUGUCUCGGAUACAGCCACCUACCAGUGCAAGGUCAAGAAGGCGCCGGGCGUGGACAUGCGAAAAGUCACUCUGGUGGUGAUGGUUCCUCCGUCGGUGCCGAAAUGCUGGGUGGAAGGUGGUGAGGAAAGAGGCGGCACCGUGUCGCUGAGGUGCAACUCCCCCCAGGGAUCCAGCCCUCUCACCUACGUGUGGCGCAGGGAGGGUGGGGGUGCGAUGCCCGCCACUGCCACCCAAGACCCGCAGACCGGGGAGCUACUGAUCCGGAACCACACCGACAGCAACAUCGGAACAUACGCGUGCGAGGUCACCAACGCUGUCGGCAAGCAACAGUGCAAGUACUCCCUGCACGCGUACAACCCCACAAACAAGGCUGGCGUCAUCGUCGGCGCUGUGAUCGGCGCCUUGUUGCUGCUUCUCCUGCUUCUCCUCCUCAUCUGGCUGCUGAUCUGCUGCUGCCACAAACGCCGCUAUGAGAAGGAGGUCGCCAACGAAAUAAGGGAGGACGUGAACGCCCCAGAGAGCCGGCCGGCGAGCCGGCAGUCCAGCCUGCGCUCGGUGCUGGGCUACCGCACGCACCACGGCGUCCACUACAGCUCCGUCAGGAAGAACCUGCCGAGCCUCAGCGACGCUGGGAGCUUCAUGAACAGAGGCGAGAGGAACGAGUCGUCGCAGUCGGGGAGGCGACUCAGUCCGCUGAAGUACGACCCCAAAUAUGGCUACCCCGUGUAGCUGGAGGAUUUCGGCCUCCGACGGACUCCAUUCUUACAUCCAGUGUCGAAUAUCUUGAAAACAAACUGUGUGUACGAGUAGCUGUAAAUAAUGUUUUGGAAGAAUAAUGGUGUUUUUAGACGUUACCUCAGCCCCCGGACAAAUUGCUCUCCCAGCAGCGGACUUUCAUCAUGCACUGUUUUCUACUGAGUUGGGUGUACAUAGCCACGUGUUGCUUUUCUACCAUGCUAAACGCGCAGAAGUCAUUCGUUUUUUUUUUCCCUAAAAGUGCAAUAAAGCGUU
This is a messenger RNA of Synchiropus splendidus (mandarinfish), 4260 nucleotides long. It is a transcript of the gene vsig8b, whose product is annotated as V-set and immunoglobulin domain containing 8b. The transcript has 6 exons. The record is from RefSeq and is a predicted model, not a curated record. The coding region runs from base 2944 to 3978 and encodes 344 amino acids. NCBI's taxonomy places the organism in Eukaryota, Metazoa, Chordata, Actinopteri, Syngnathiformes, Callionymidae.